AUUUGCUCUCGUAUAAGAAUCUUUGUCAGUGACAGUGGACAUUAUCUUGACUAGUCAGUGAUUAUCUUAGGAUGGGAUUAGUAUCUGAAUAUAUGAAAUAAGAGAGGAACCGGCGAAAGGUGUGAUAACAAACAAAAAAUCGCCCAAGUAACAACUUAUAAAGGUCAGAUUCAGUGGACGUUAACUGAAGUGAUGGAAAUACUCUGUUGAAGUUCGUGUUUAUUAACAGAAACAAAAAUAUAAAAAUAAAAACACGUGUUCAUUUUCAACAUAAUUCCACGUUUAUAUGCAUUGGAAUACAAUUUGUUAAUUACAUAUUACACGUUAUAAUACUAGUAAAGUACAGUUAAUCUGCGUUUACAAGUUCGACAAAUGCCGUAUAGAAUAACAAAUUGCUGUGGGCAGUUAAGCUGCGUUUAGACGUGUGUCGUAUGCCGUAAAGAAUAACAAAUUUUUGAGGACGAUUUAACUGCGUUUACACGUGUGUCGUAUGCCGUUUACGGAUAAUGUAACCUUGCGGAGACGCCUUGCUGGACAAUGAAGAUGAGGCUACAUGUGGCGCCACCUGUCGUCCACCACCAUGGCUGCCGUUAGCUGCCGGGCCGCCACACAACUUUUGAUUCUCGUCUGUCUCCUGAAACACGCUUGCUCCUACUUUGGACUGUCGGCAAAGAAACCAAUUCUAAUCUCCGUCGUCGGAUUUCACCCGAAUCUUCUAGAGGACCGUCGACUGGCGACGGAGUCGGUGGCGGGGGACUCGCCGGCGGCGUCGGCGGCUAAAAUGUGCGACCUGCUUCUUCUACAGCGGAAGCAGCGCAAAAUGUGUCGGCGGGAGCGCGGCGUCGCGGCCACGCUGUUGGAGGCAGUCAGCCUCGCGACGAACGAGUGCGAGUACCAGUUCCGCACCGAACGUUGGAACUGUUCUCUUUACGACCAAUACAGACUUAAUAUCCUGAAUCGAGGUUUUAAAGAGACGUCAUUUUUGUACGCCAUUAGUUCCGCUGGUCUCGUGCACACAUUCGCUCGUGCGUGCAGUAAAGGCGCCAUAGAACGAUGCACGUGCGACGAAUCAAAAUCGCUGAAAAAUAAGGAGGCGUGGCUUUGGGGCGGAUGUGGAGAUAACAUCAAAUUUGGGCUAAAAUUUUCACGAAGGUUCCUGCGCGCGGGAAAGCGACGGGGCAAAGAUAUUCGUGCAAAAGUGGAUCAACAUAAUAUCAGACUUGGACGAAAGGUCGUCAAGUCCGCGGUGCAGACGAGGUGCAAGUGUCAUGGCAUUUCCGGUUCAUGCACGGUCCGAACGUGCUGGCGACAGCUCGCGACAUUCCUGGAGGUUGGAAACGUGCUAAAAGAAAAAUACGAGAACUCGUAUAAAGUGGUGACGUUUACCAAUGACGCUACCGGGAAAUCAACAACAAGUGAUGACAUCACGUUGGAAAAUAAUUCCGGUAACAUUCUGCAUCCGUUGCAGUUAAAACAGGAGUUAAAUGACAACCGAACUGACAGGGAUAAAAAUAGUAUCAAAUCAAACCGGAAGUCGAAAUCAAAACGAGACAGGAAGUCAAGUUCCAAUGUUAGAGACAGUAGAAGUAGAAGUCAUAGGAAUAGAAGGGAUGACAUAACCAUCUCUCCAAGGGCGAAUUUAAUGGUUCAUUUGGAAAAUUCGCCUACUUUCUGUGACGCGGGACCGUAUAGUAAAGGAACGAGUGGGCGCGUUUGUGAUAAAUCAGAUUGUGACGUCAUGUGUUGUGGGCGUGGUUACAAUAUCCGGUCUGCUGUUGUGAGGCGCGCGUGCCAGUGCCAGGUGCACUGGUGCUGUUAUGUCGACUGUAAACAAUGUGUGAGCGAGGAAGAGAAACUGAUAUGCAAAUGAGGUUCAUUUGUAUAAGCUAAUUUGCAUACGGGGCUCAUUUGCAUAGGUUCAUUUGCAUACGUGGCUUAUUUGCAUUUCUAUCAACGAACACCAUUUUUAGACGGUGUCAAUAACAUAUUUAUUUAUUUACUUCUAAAAAUAAUGAGUAAUAUUAUCUACUGUUUGUAUAUAUUUAUUUUGUGCUAUGAAUAUUUCAGAAUUUCCAUUUCUAAAUUACUUAAACAUUGAAUUUGUGCGAUAUAGCGAAUGGCAAUAGUGGCAUAGGGUUUGCCUAAAACUAAAAGUGUAUGCACUGAAUUUCAACAGAGUACCCAGUGGAAGGGUUUUUUACUAAUAAAUUGUGCGAAAACUGUGUGUACGUUCGGCCACAAAUUAAAACAUACUUGUCUGUGGUUACUCUACCAACAAUUUUGGGAGUUGGUAGGUUCUUAGGGAUUUAUAUUUUCCUGUAGAAUACAGCUUUAAACUACUGUCAGCAUCCGUUGUUUUAAGGAUGGCCUUAAUACAUUAAAUUUACUUGUGACAAAGUGUAACUAUUGGCUAUUUUGAUUUUCAAAGCCGCCACAUAUUGCAAAACGAAAAAAACUCAUACUCUCUAUUAUCAUACAAUAUAUUUAAACGACAUUAUAAUAGAUGCACAUUUUCGGAUCCCGCAACAGAUUAUUUUUUUAAACACAAAUAAUAUUAAUACAUAGAUAUAAUUAGUUAUAGUCUUUAAGCGACUUGAGUUAGAAUGGGCUACAGUAACGGUAAUACAAACAAAGCAAUAUCAUAGUUAAAUUUUAACGUUUUUUAUUAAAAAAAAAUAGACUAGGCUUGAGCCCAUCCUACAUUUUUUUUUUCAAAUUGAUAAAACUUUAAAAAUAAGUAACAAUAUAAUCAUCAUUUCUUUAGUUCUAUCGUAAACGAAUUGUACGAUGUACAUGUGUUCAUAAUCAUGUUAAGGUGAGCGACUCGGGACUGUUAUAAGUCCUCUUGUGUUGUGAAUUUGCAAUAUGUAUGAUCACUGUAAAUUAUU
Messenger RNA from Mya arenaria, 2888 nucleotides. RefSeq names its product protein Wnt-9a-like. Lineage: Eukaryota; Metazoa; Mollusca; Bivalvia; Myida; Myidae. Gene Ontology annotation, molecular function: frizzled binding; cytokine activity. The transcript has 5 exons. The coding region runs from base 554 to 1870 and encodes 438 amino acids. The record is from RefSeq and is a predicted model, not a curated record. Gene Ontology annotation, cellular component: extracellular region. Gene Ontology annotation, biological process: neuron differentiation; multicellular organism development; cell fate commitment.